This is a messenger RNA of Tachysurus fulvidraco (yellow catfish), 1615 nucleotides long. It is a transcript of the gene nkiras2, whose product is annotated as NFKB inhibitor interacting Ras-like 2. NCBI's taxonomy places the organism in Eukaryota, Metazoa, Chordata, Actinopteri, Siluriformes, Bagridae. The transcript has 4 exons. Gene Ontology annotation, molecular function: GTP binding; GTPase activity. Gene Ontology annotation, biological process: canonical NF-kappaB signal transduction. The record is from RefSeq and is a predicted model, not a curated record. The coding region runs from base 156 to 734 and encodes 192 amino acids.
UGAAGUUUGUAUGGGAAACCCAAAUAAGCAGGACUUCAACGCAGACCUGGCAACCCUAUGUGCGGGUGUAAACAGGAAGUGCUGUUGCUGAGUACAGCACGGAAGCUUCAUUACCUUUUCGCCUUGUCAAUGAGGUGAAUGUGUACAGAGUGAUCAUGGGAAAGAGCUGUAAGGUGGUGGUGUGUGGCCAGGCAUCUGUGGGAAAGACGGCCAUCCUUGAACAGUUACUGUACGGAAAUCAUGUUGCCGGUUCUGAAGCCAUGGAGACGCUGGAGGAUAUCUACAUCGGCUCUGUGGAGACAGACCGAGGCACACGGGAGCAGGUGCGUUUCUACGACACGCGGGGUUUGCGUGACGGUGUCGAGUUCCCACGCCAUUACUUUGGGUUUGCUGACGGCUUUGUGCUGGUUUACAGCAUCGACAGCAAAGAGUCCUUUAAGCGCAUGGAGGCUCUGAAGAAAGACAUCGACCGCUGCCGUGACAAGAAAGAGGUGACGAUCGUGGUUUUGGGGAAUAAGCUGGACAUGGCAGAGCAGAGGAGAGUGGAAAGUGAGGCGGCUCAGCAGUGGGCUCGUCAGGAGAAAGUCCGGCUCUGGGAGGUUUCGGUGACCGACAGGCGCUCUCUCAUUGAGCCCUUUGUCCACCUUGCUAGCAAGAUGACCCAACCACAGAGCAAGUCCACCUUCCCUCUGAGCCGCAACAAGAACAAGAGCAGCGGCUCCCAGGACAGCUAGACGGGCAGGAAGGGAACGAAAAAGUGCACAGAAGGAGCAGAUAUGCCAGAGAGGAACAUGAAGAAGUGACUGCUGUUUUCACAAAUACCUUUGGCAUGAAAGACUGAAUGCUAGCUUGAUUAAUAAGGGUUUAUUUUAUGCAUAUUAUUGUUCUUAUUUUAAUGAAGGACAGGAAUGUUAAGGCUUCAUUUAUCAUAAAACACACACAUGUGAACCGAAGCAGAGAUGAUCGGUUUAUGUUACUGACUCCACAAUCAUGUUACAGCUCAGGCUGAGGUUUCUUGACAUUCAGUAAGCUUAAAUAUAUACUGUAUAUAUUUCCUCUGCUUGUGUCCUUAUACAUGGUAUUAAAUGGUUUAUGAAGGUAUGUCUUUAUUUUUAUAACUAAUCUGACUUGAAUGCUGAUACCAUAGAAUGUAGUGACAUUUCUCUCUCGGUGCUGAAUUUGUGUGUGUGUGUGUGUGUGUGAGGAGUUCAGAGCACAUACUUUGGCUAACAAAUUAAAACUCUGCAGUGCCGUAGCCCUUCAGGAUAUACGCAGUCCCUCUGUACAGUGUCAUUUCCUGUACAAAGCCUACUUCAGAGAAUAAAACACGCACGUCAGCUUCCUGCAACACGACGCCAGUCAUUUUAAAGACUUAGAGAGCGAUAUGGAAAAGAAAAGUCUGGAACCACUGAGACUAAAACUAUACAUUUUAUUUUAUUGCUAUUUAUUGUUUACAUACUCUAUACUCUGUAUACGCAAUUUCUCAAGCCUAGUCACGUUUUUGCAGAUUUUGCUCAAUAUAUUCUGAUGUUCUUCUUAUACUUAUUCUUAUUUUCUCCUGUAUUUUAGUGUCCAAUCAGCUGCUUGUUAUUGUAAUAAAGGAGCUAUAACUGUA